GACAAGGCGUUUGCUGUCAAAUUCACGUAAACAUGUAUUUUAUUUUAUUUUAGCUUUUUACUACAUAAAAUGUAAGCGAUUAAUUAUUAUAUAAAAUGGCUCAAGGAGUUUUGAGCUCGGAUAUAUCCAGGAAAAAUCCUCAGGACGAUUACGAAUUGAUCCAGAGGAUUGGGAGUGGAACUUAUGGCGAUGUGUAUAAGGCUAAACGAUUAUCGACUAACGAGUUGGCAGCAAUUAAGGUUAUUAAAUUAGAAGCUGGAGAUGAUUUUGGCAUCAUCCAGCAGGAGAUUCUUAUGAUGAAAGAUUGUCGACACCCUAAUAUUAUUGCUUAUUAUGGUAGUUAUUUGAGACGUGACAAGUUAUGGAUUUGUAUGGAGUAUUGUGGUGGAGGGUCCCUCCAAGACAUUUACCACAUUACUGGACCUCUAGCUGAAGUCCAGAUAUCUUAUAUGUGUCGAGAAACACUACUGGGUCUAUGUUAUUUACACGGGAUGGGAAAAAUGCACAGGGAUAUCAAAGGGGCUAAUAUUUUACUCACAGAAUCUGGGGAUGUUAAAUUAGCUGAUUUUGGGGUUUCUGCUCAAAUUACUGCAACUAUAAAUAAAAGGAAAUCAUUCAUUGGAACACCAUAUUGGAUGGCACCGGAGGUUGCAGCAGUUGAAAGAAAAGGUGGUUACAAUCAGCUAUGUGAUAUUUGGGCUAUAGGUAUUACGGCUAUAGAACUGGCUGAGUUACAACCUCCCAUGUUUGAUUUGCAUCCGAUGCGGGCAUUGUUUUUAAUGUCGAAAAGUGGAUUCAAGCCACCCACUUUAAAAGACAAGGAAAAAUGGAGCCCGACAUUUCACAAUUUUAUCAAAGUGGCCCUAACAAAAAACCCUAAAAAGAGACCCACAGCAGAGAAAUUAUUGCAGCAUGCUUUUUUUCAAGGAGAUAUGAGUAAAAGACUGGCUCUAGAGUUAUUGCAAAAAGUUAAUAAUCCUUCGCAUAUGUUUGCCGAUUUGGAGGCGGAUGAAGACGGGGCAGUGCCUAAUGUCCCUCAACGUAUAGCAUCACGACUGACUACGAGACCAAAAGAUAUGCACGUUAUCGAUAAGGCCAACAAUUCCUUGCAGCAGCUUGAAGCGAGUAACGAAGUAGUGGACGAUCCUACCCAACCCUGGAACCUUACCGACGUCAUGAACAACGUCACCAGCGUUCACAAUUGCGUGGAGCACCAGAACAAGAAAUGGGGUAUUGGGGCAGCCUUUGAUUCGCUGAAUCGAGAGAAUUCUGAACGAAAAUCCUUAACCGGCUCGCAAAUUUUGAGAAUGUCUUUGAGGAGUCUCUUGCAGUACAUAGACGAAGAACUAAUGAUGAGGGGCACGUUCAAGUACGGACAUUUGGACUACGAGCAACAAGCCACGCUGCCUGUCCAGGACACCGAGGCCAAGUGCGACGACAUCCUCCCCUGCGACGACCUCGCCCUCAACGGCUCGCCGCGACGUCACUCUUCCGUGGACGAGAUUUUCGGCCUGGUCAGCUCGAUGAACAUGAACGGCCAGCGGCAGAGGUCGCUUAGCGACAGCUCGAGGGCGGAGCGUAGCGGCGGGGGCGGGGCGAAUAAUGCGGCCGGCGAAUCGAAACAGAACGCGAACAAUCACGAGGCUAGCGGUGCUCCUGACCUGGUGGCUUGUCCGCCGGUGCCGCCUAGGAAGCACAGGAGAAGGCACACGCCGCCUAGGCCGCCUAGUAAUGGGCUGCCGCCUACACCGAAGGUUCAUAUGGGAGCAUGUUUCUCUAAGGUGUUUAACGGUUCCCCGCUUCGAAUUUACUGCACUGCCUCCUGGAUUCAUCCGGAAACCAGAGACCAGCACAUCCUGAUCGGAGCCGAAGAAGGAAUUUACAAUUUAAAUUUGAACGAAUUGCACGAAACUUGUAUAGAUCAGUUGUAUAAUAGGAGGACGGUGUGGAUGUACGUCAUCAAGGACGUUUUAAUGACGUUAUCAGGAAGUAAAUCGCCUCAGCUCUACAGGCACGACCUUCUAGCCCUACAAAGCAAACAGUCGCACAGGUUCAGUUUGCACAUGAACCGCAUACCAGAAAAACUAGUACCUAGGAAGUUUGCACUCACCACCAGAGUACCGGAUACCAGGGGCACCUUGAAGUGUUGCGUAGCUAGGAACCCGUACAACGGGUACAAGUACCUUUGCGGAGCUACGUCGGCCGGUAUAUAUUUGAUGCAGUGGUACGAUCCGUUGAACAAAUUCAUGCUGCUAAAGCAUGUGGACUCGGUUUUGCCGAAUCCGCUUAACGUUUUCGAAAUGAUCAUCACUCCGGAACUCGAGUAUCCUAUGGUGUGCGUGUCUAUCAAGCAGGCGUACCAAGCCAAUAGAUUUAAGUUAGAUUUAAUUAAUAUGAAUUCGGGGGCCAGCUGGUUUCAUUCGGACGAACUGCAGGACAUGGACGGCACUGCCACCAUCAUCCCGAAACGGGAGAACCUGAACAUAGUGAACGUGACGCAGCUCGACAAAGAUUCGAUUCUAGUCUGUUACGAUAACGUAAUUAGGAUCAUAACGCCGCAGGGCAAAAUUAAAGUUAGCAAGAAGCAAGUGUCGGAUCUGAGGUUCGAUUUUAAGAUAGAGAGUAUAUUAUGUCUUCCCGAUAGCGUCCUAGCCUUCUACAAGCACGGUGUGCAAGGCAGGUCGCUGAGAAAUGGUGAGAUCACUCAAGAAAUUACAGAUACGUCCAGAACAUACAAAUUGUUGGGUUCAGACAAGGUAGUAAUGUUGGAAAGUAAUCUGUUAAGAAGUGGUACGCUGACCAAUGAGGAAGGCCACGAUUUGUAUAUUCUCGCCGGUCACGAAGCUAGUUACUAAAAAGUAUUUGGAGAUAUCACCGCUCAUCGAACUUGAACAUUCGCUUUGCUUUAGUCAAAUCAUUGGUCUAAUCAAAUCUUAACCUUUCAUAGAAUAGAAUUUUCCUUAGGUCGAAUUUUAUAGAGAGAAAUAAGAGUAUAAUAUACAUAAAUAUAUUAAACAAAUAUUAGGAAAAAAAGAAUAAAAAUUGCGAUGAUAAACUUAGCGGCGUUUUUUAGAGAUUUUUGAUAAUACACUGUGUCCGAGAAACUCGGAAUGACAAGAUUUUUUUUUGGCAAUAAAAGUCUCUGUAUAUUAUAUCACUAUCGAUAUUGUCCUAAUAUCGAUACUUUCUAAUUAUCGAUACUGGCAGUAUCGAUUUUCAAUAUCGAUACUCUCUAAGCAUACAACUCUAAAUAUCGAUAAUUUCUGAAUAUCGAUGUUUUCUAAAUAUCGAUACUAAAUAUCGACCCUUUUUAAAUAUCGAUACUUUUUAAGUAUCGACACUUUCUAUCGAUACUUCUUGAAUAUUGAUUCUGACAGUAUCGUUUUUUUAAUAUCGAUACUUUUUAAAUAUCAGUAGCUCUAAAUAUCAAUAGUUUUUCUAAAUUACGGUUCUCCUUAAAUAUCGACAGUUUUCAUAAAUACCGAUACUUUAUAAAUAUACUUAUAAAUAUCGAUAUUUUCUAUUUAUUGAUACUGACAGUAUCGAUAUACUUUCUACAAAUCUACUACACUCUAAAUAUAGAUAAUUUCUGAAUAUCGAUACUUAUCAAAUAUCGAUACUUUCUAAAUAUCGACGCUUUCCAAAUGCUACUUACUUUGUAAGUAUUUUUUAGAUGAGCAUCGAUAAUUAUCGAUACUGAUUAUAUCGAUAUUUUUUAAAUUCUUCUGUAUUAGAUAGAAAAAAGAUAUAUAAAAACAUAGUUAUUAUUUUGUGUUCUUAUAGUCUCUAGAGUAAAAUGGUCUAAUUAAAAAAACAAAGGGUAGAGUUUAUUUUAAAAAUAUUGUUUAGUAGAGAAAAUAAAUGUUACAUUUGAAGUGGUAGUCGUAGAUGAAGAAAAAGAUUGUCCGAAUUUCUUGAACACACUGUAUACUUACUUUGACAGUAAGAACGUUACGAGUACCUUCUUUAGAAAGAAAAGAAAAUAAUAAUACAGAUAAAUAUAAAUAUUUUACCGUGAAGAAGUGGUAUUUUUUAGAAGAGAGAUCGUUUAAAUAAUAAUACAAACAAAAAUAUAGUAGAUUGAAAAAUCAUAUACAUAUAUUUUCGUGAUUAAUGAGUAAAAUUAUAUUUUAAAUAAACCUUCGAGGACAAAAGUAUUGUAGAUUUAUCGUUAAGACUAUAAUAUGCUGUAGAAAUUAUGUUUUUUUUUCGAUGAUUAUUGUUUAAAAUUGAAGAUAGGUUUUUACAUGUCAGUCUCACAGAAGCAGUCUGACUGAUUCAGAAUGUUCCUGAACGAAUAAUGAACGUGAGAAUAUAUUUUCAGUGAAAUUUCUCAGUAUUUUCACACUUUCGAUGACAGGGGAAGCUCUAGUUCUACUUUUGUUCAUUUUGACUGAACUGUGAUUACAGUCUGCAGUUUUUUUUUGUUUUGGGGAAACUGUGACUUGUUAAACUUGAACUUGAACCACGCAUGAACACAAGCGUCGUUUUCCGUCUUUGUAUCAGCGACAUUAAACCAGACUGCUUCAGCAAACUGACAAGUGGGAACCCGCCUUAAGAAGCAGACUAAUAAAGGGUACGAUUUUUGCGCCAAACUAUGCAAUGUAAUUUAAUAAAAACAAGAUUUUAUCAAAUAUUAAAUGUGAACUGAUCUUCUAGCGUUGUCUGUAUUAUAGCUUGUAAGAUACAAAUAUACAGGGUGGUUCUUAAAUAAGUGCAAAUACUUUAAUAGGCUGUUAAGCAGAACAACGCCUAUAAGAUUUUUUACGCGAAAACAAACUGGCAUUUUAUGAUACGUUCUAUAGUGAUGGCUAUUGAAAUAUGAAAAUUUAUUUUUUGAAUUCAUAAGCUUAAAUAACUCGGCUAUUUUGGAUUUGUUCGAAAAAUAGAAAAUAUUUUUUUUUGGAAAUUUACAACUCAUGAAAAUGUUUGAAAUUAUUUAAGUAACACCCUGUGUAUAUGUAGCUAUGAAGAAGAUAAAAUUGAGGCGUCUAAAUUAAUAAUUAAGAAACUUACUUCAUUUUGCCGUUUUGAAUCACGUUGUAUAAAAAAGAGCUGUCAGAAAAUAAAAGUGCUGUCAGUAUCGACAUUUUCUAAAUAUCGAUACUUCCUAAAUGUCGAUAUUUACCAAUUACCAUUUUCCAAAAUGUGGAUGCUUUCUAAAUAUCGAUACAUUUAAAAUAUUGAAACUUUCUAAAUAUCGAUAUUUUUUAAAUGUCAAAACUUUCUAAAUAUCGAUAUUUUCUCAUUAUUGAUAUUUUUAAUGACAAAGCUUUCUAAAUAUUGAUACUUUCUAAAUGUCGAUAUUUUCUAAAUAUCGAUACUUUCCGAAUAUCGAUAUUUUCUAAAUAUCAAUAUUUUCCAAAUGUAGAUGCUUUCUAUAUAUCGAUACAUUUAAAAUAUAGAAACUAUCUAAAUAUCGAUAUUUUUUAAAUGUCAAAACUUUCUAAAUAUCGAUAUUUUCUAAUUAUUAAUAUUUUUUAAUGACAAAGCUUUCUAAAUAUCGAUACUUCCUAAAUGUCGAUAUUUCCUAAAUAUCGAUACUUUCCGAAAAUCGAUAUUUUCCAAAUAUCAAUAUUUUCCAAAUGUGGAUGCUUUCUAAAUUUCGAUACAUUUAAAAUAUCGAAACUUUCUAAAUAUCGAUAUUUUCUAAUUAUUGAUAUUUUAAAUGACAAAGCUUUCUAAAUAUUGAUACUUUCUAAAUGUCGAUACUGUCUAAAUAUCGAUACUUUUUAAAUGCUGUUACUUUCUAAGUAUCGACAUUUUCUAAAUAUCGACACUUUUUAAAUGUCGAUACUGUCUAAACAUCGACACAUCCUCCUAAAUCUGGAAACUUUCUAAAUAUCGAUAUUUUUUAAUUAUUGGCUUUUUCUAAAUAUCGAUAAUUUCUAAAUGUCGACGUUUUCUAAACGCCCACACUUUCGAAAUAUAAAUCAGAUCUUAAUAUCGAUACUUUCUAAAUUUCGAUACUGACAGCAUCGACUUAACUGUCUCAAUUGUAUCUAUUCAUAGUUGAUAAUUUUUUUUGUUAGAUGAAAAAUAUAAUUAUUGAAUAUCUAAAAUAUUUCGAAAUAAAAAGAGAUUUAGUAAAGUCUGUCCAGCAAGUGAUGCAACGAUUCUGACAGACGAUAUAUACAAAACAAUGACAGAAAAUACAAUUUUCUUUUGAAUUAAAAUGAUAGAUAACAACUAGCACUGUCUUAUAUUCCCACGUUCAACAGACAGUUAAUAAGAUAGUCAACAAAUGAUUUUUAUCUAAACUUUUUUUUAUAUUUCUAAAGAUUUUAGAUAUAAAUACGUUCAAGCUCAACUAACUCUAGUUCAAUAUGACUGUUUCUUUUUAUUUUUUCGUCUCCAUCCUAACGUAAGCAUAUAAACAUUGUAUAUAGACCCGAACACUACUCUAACUUUAUAUAUACAUAUAGCAGGACCUUAAAAAUAUCUAUAUUUUUAUUUCGCACCCCUGCAUUACAUUUAGAAAUUAUAUAUCUGUAAAUAGUGUAGUAAUAAUUUAUGUUUAUGUAACUUAUAUAAUUUUUAAUCGUCUGAAAAGCAACAACUUAGAUACAUUAUUACUAUUAUUAGUUUUUUUUAUGUUUUUUUUCUAGGACUGUUAAUAUUUUUUCGCAAUUAAAAAGACUUUAGUUAAAAUAAAAAAGAACCAAAUUGUAAAAUGUAGGAUUUGAAGGUACGUUUAAUCAUUUUACCUCUCACAAUAAUAUACUUUUGUGCUUGAACAAUUUGGAUGUUACAAUAAAAUUAAAUAAGAGUAAUUGUUAUGAAAGUUAUGCACA
Molecule: messenger RNA, 6794 nt
Organism: Sitophilus oryzae (rice weevil)
Lineage: Eukaryota; Metazoa; Arthropoda; Insecta; Coleoptera; Curculionidae
Gene: hppy
Product: mitogen-activated protein kinase kinase kinase kinase 5
Exons: 20
Coding region: 96-2855 (919 amino acids)
Biological process (GO): protein phosphorylation
Molecular function (GO): MAP kinase kinase kinase kinase activity; ATP binding
Source: RefSeq, a predicted model, not a curated record